Messenger RNA from Pogona vitticeps (central bearded dragon), 1015 nucleotides. Lineage: Eukaryota; Metazoa; Chordata; Lepidosauria; Squamata; Agamidae. The record is from RefSeq and is a predicted model, not a curated record.
GGCCCGUCCCUCUCCUAAACCCUUGAGGGGGUGGAAGGGGGGGCUUUCUCCUCUUCACAGCACCCCUGCAGGGUCAGGGAGGUGUUCCCCUCCUCCACGCCCCUCCCGCCUCUGGCUGUUCCUGGGGACUCCCUGGAGGCCCCUGGGCAUGCAUGUUUCAGGGGUGGGGUGGGGGCAGAAUGGCCCCCACUGUGUGCCUCAUUUGACUGGAUUCAUUUUUCCACAGCUGGAGCCAGAGCGAGACGCCUUCAAUGACGGAGGGGGCAGCCCGGGGCCCAAUGCCGGGGCCUUGGAGACCCUGGAGAAGGAAUGGCUGCAGGGGGCAGCCAGCGGCCACCUGGCCACCCUGAAAGACCUGCUUCAGCAGGAUCCAACCCUUGCCACCAGGAAGGACUUCAUCUCCGGGUUUACAGCCUUGCACUGGGCAGCCAAACACGGCCGGGAAGAGCUGGUGGUGCUCCUGCUGGAGGCCGGAGCCGACGUGAAUGUGCGCGCACAUGGCGGCUACACCCCCCUCCACGUCGCUGCUCUCCACGGCCACCAGCAUCUGAUGGAGCUGCUCAUCGGGACCUUUGGUGCCGGGCAGAACAUCCGGGAUUACAGCGGGCACCUGGCCAUGCACUACUUGCGCACCGAGGCCUCGGACAGAGCCCCCGCUACGCCCCAGCUGGGCCCAACCCGUGGGGAGCGGACCCGAAACCGGAAGCGGGCCUGCCUCCUCCUGCCCAAGAACAGCAGCGGCCGGCCUCGGAGACCCUGGGGCUCGGCCAGCGACCUGGCGGAGGAGAAGCCGGAUCAGGAGGGCUGGCGGGAGGGGGGGCUGCCACAGCAGCAGCAGCAGCAGCAGCAGCCCCCGGAGCAGGGGAAGGCCCCCGGCCACCUGAGCCUGCCCCCCUCCUACCGUCCAGUGCGCAAGUUCUCCCGCUAACCCGUCAGCCGCCCUUGGCCUCACGUGGGCGUUCGACCUGCUCUCUUUUGGAGCGUUGGCGGGAGGUGGGGAGGGGACUCGGCUUCA